Messenger RNA from Hirsutella rhossiliensis, 468 nucleotides. Its product is annotated as reverse transcriptase (RNA-dependent DNA polymerase) domain-containing protein. NCBI's taxonomy places the organism in Eukaryota, Fungi, Ascomycota, Sordariomycetes, Hypocreales, Ophiocordycipitaceae. The record is from RefSeq and is a predicted model, not a curated record. The transcript is spliced from 2 exons. The coding region runs from base 1 to 468 and encodes 155 amino acids.
AUGGAUGCUGUGGCUGCGUUCCUUGCAGCAGACCUAAAGGAAAGGAUCUUCAUGAAAGUGCCAACUGAGCUCCAGCAAUAUUUCGGGAAAUACGUUCAGAUCCUGAAGAAAUAUCUCAAGGAGAUUGGUUUCUCACCGAUGACAGUGGACCCGACAAUAUUCAGACAUACAGAGUCGGAGGUAAUCAUCGGCGUGCACGUGGAUGACUUUAUGAUUACAGGGGGGAACGAGGAUGCCAUUGAACGGGUCAAGGAAAAGCUGAAGGGAAGAUUUGAGAUGAAAGACCUCGGAGAAGCAGAGAACAUUCUCGGAAUUCGGAUUCAAAGGCACAAAGGAAAGCUGAUGAUUGAUCAAUCACAAUUUGCGAAGGAAAUCGUGGCAGAAUUUCUACGACGACUCAAUGAAGCACGCAACCCCAUGGAACCUGGAGCUAUACGGAAGCUCGCUGAGGAACGGGACGGCCUCUGA